Lepisosteus oculatus (spotted gar) is the source of this 1132-nucleotide messenger RNA. It is a transcript of the gene eif2b2, whose product is annotated as eukaryotic translation initiation factor 2B, subunit 2 beta. Gene Ontology annotation, molecular function: guanyl-nucleotide exchange factor activity; translation initiation factor activity. Gene Ontology annotation, cellular component: eukaryotic translation initiation factor 2B complex. The record is from RefSeq and is a predicted model, not a curated record. Gene Ontology annotation, biological process: translational initiation. Lineage: Eukaryota; Metazoa; Chordata; Actinopteri; Semionotiformes; Lepisosteidae.
UUGUCUGACGAGAAUAGUUCCUACCACUUCCCCUGGUGCUUAGAAAGUUAACAAGCGCCUCUCGUUGCAACUGCGGGCGAAGAAGAUGCCGAGAGCGGAUAAAGAAACCGAUCUUUCCGAACGGCUGGAAUCUUUCCUGUCGGACCUGAAGCGGGGAGGCAGCGGCUCUGGGCCGCCGCGGGGAUCUGGAGAAACUGCCCGAGAAACAGCGGCUUUGCUCCGCAAGAUAACAGCCCAAGCCCGCUGGAGCAGCGCAGGCGAUCUCAUGGAAAUCAUACGCAAAGAAGGUAGGAGGAUGACAGCUGCCCAGCCUUCAGAGACCACCGUGGGUAACAUGGUGCGGAGAGUGUUAAAAAUCAUCAGAGAGGAGUACGCCAGGUCCCGUGGCAGCAGUGAGGAGACUGACCAGCAGGAGUCGCUGCAUAAACUCCUGACCACGGGCGGCCUGAGUGAGGAGAACUUCAGGCAGCACUUCCCCCCUCUCAAAGCCAAUGUGAUAGAGGCCAUCAACGAGCUCCUCACAGAGCUGGAGGGGACCACGGACAACAUCGCCAUGCAGGCGCUGGAGCACAUCCACUCCAACGAGGUCAUCAUGACGAUCGGCCGCUCCCGCACGGUGGAGGCCUUCCUGAAGGACGCGGCGCGCAAGCGCAGCUUCCACGUCAUCGUGGCCGAGUGCGCGCCCUUCUGUCAGGGCCAUGAAAUGGCAACCAGUCUAGCCGAGGCGGAGAUUGAAACGACCGUCAUUACAGACGCCGCAAUAUUUGCUGUAAUGUCUCGCGUCAACAAGGUCAUCAUUGGCACACAGACUGUGUUGGCCAACGGCGGUCUGAGGGCGGUCAAUGGGACUCACACCCUGGCUCUCGCGGCAAAGCACCACUCUACACCUCUCAUUGUGUGCGCUCCCAUGUUCAAGCUGUCUCCACAGUUUCCAAAUGAAGAGGACACAUUCCACAAAUUCGUAUCUCCACAGGAGGUGUUGCCCUUUACAGAAGGUGAAAUUCUAUCAAAGGUAAAUGUGCACUGCCCCGUCUUUGACUAUGUGCCUCCUGAACUCAUCACUUUGUUCAUUUCCAAUAUUGGGGGGAAUGCUCCAUCCUAUAUCUACCGCUUGAUGAGUGAACUUUACCAC